AACAAUGACAACACGAAUUUUCUUAAGUACCCCAUUUGGUACUUAAUCUACUUCGAGGAGAGUCGUAUUUCGGAACGUCAUCGGAACAUAUUAUACCUUGUAUGUGAUUAUUUGGAACACAAUGGAUAUAUAGACAUUAGCGAUGUAUUAUUCCGGGAAGCUCGUCUAUCUCCCGAACAUCGGGUCUGCGACAACAUCGAUUUGGAAAUUAUCGUUGCAGAGUAUGAAAAUUAUUACAAGAUGAAAUUUCAAAAAUAUCCCAUAUUGUGUAAGAAAAUAACUGGAAGGGAAAUGACGAGGGAAGUGACAAAUGCAAGCAAAACUGUUUGUAGAAGUAUUGAGACAAAAGCCAAAUCUGUUAGUAAACAAGCGAGAAGUGAGCCUGUGAAAGAGACGAAUCUACAGCAGAAGAUAACUGAUGACAAUACGAAUGAUAUUAAUCUCGCAAUGACAGUGACGUCAAUAUUCCCCAAUGAGAGUGAUGGACGUUCAUCAGAAGAGCUAUUUAACGUCCCAAUGGAACAGUCCAUGCUAUCGAAGAUAUUGAAAUGCAUUGAAAAGCUUUAUUCAGAUAAUCCGGAAUUACGAAAGAUUGCUGAGGACGUCUCAUGCGAGAUCGUAGUAAACAAAUUAAAUGUACAUUGGGAUGACGUUAUAGGCCUAGAAGAAUGUAAAACCGCUGUUAAGGAGGCCGUUGUGUAUCCCCUUAAGUAUCCUAUCUUUUUUGAUGGCCCGUUUUCCCCCUGGAAAGGUAUUUUGCUGUACGGCCCACCUGGUACAUGUAGUCUGGUUCUUGGUGUCGGGUACUUUCCUGAGAUUUAGUAUCGUAUACAGCAC
Bombus huntii is the source of this 837-nucleotide messenger RNA. Its product is annotated as katanin p60 ATPase-containing subunit A-like 2. The transcript is spliced from 5 exons. NCBI's taxonomy places the organism in Eukaryota, Metazoa, Arthropoda, Insecta, Hymenoptera, Apidae. Gene Ontology annotation, molecular function: ATP hydrolysis activity. The record is from RefSeq and is a predicted model, not a curated record. The coding region runs from base 241 to 822 and encodes 193 amino acids.